Messenger RNA from Tachyglossus aculeatus (Australian echidna), 2400 nucleotides. RefSeq lists its product as uncharacterized. The record is from RefSeq and is a predicted model, not a curated record. The coding region runs from base 47 to 2245 and encodes 732 amino acids. Lineage: Eukaryota; Metazoa; Chordata; Mammalia; Monotremata; Tachyglossidae. The transcript is spliced from 6 exons.
GGGUGCUUCCCAAGUUGACCCGUCUCUUCCCCGCUCAGAUUAGGAAAUGAGCUCUACCCCAACUUCAGCGAGCGGUUCCUAUUCCAGUAGCAGCAACAGCCACCACCCGAGGCCCUUCUUCUACGCCCAGCCGAGCCCUUGGUACCCGAGUCAAAUCUACAGCCCCUACUGUGUGCCUGCAACAGGCUUCCGAAAUGGCAACCCGUACCUUCCGUACUAUUCCUUCGGCCUUCCCGACUACCCCGGGUUCCUUGUGUCCCAGUCUUCGAUGCCCGCGAGGGUGAACUGCAGACCGUAUUUUAACCCUCCCUCCCCCGUGUUCUACCACACCGCCCGGUUCCGCCAGCACGGCACUCCGGGGAAGAGAACGGAGACCAAGGAGACCCAGACGGACGCCCGGCCGCCGGAAAACCAAGAGAAGAAGCCCCGGGAGCGCCGGACGGGGGUCGACGGCCGUGAGGCCCCCGGGCCCCCCCGAGAGCCGGGACACGGCCCUGAGAGAGCAGACGCCGCCGUGGCCGCCGUCGGGCCGGAAAAGGAGUUCCCCGCCGAGAACCCCCCGGACGGCAGCGGCCAGUACAGAAACCUCUCCUCCGGGAGCUACACCUUCGAGAAGGAAGAGGUGCGCAUCGAGUACGGGGCCGGCGCCCCCGCCAUUCAGCUCUGGAAGUCCUUUAAAGAGACCAUCCCCCUGUUCGACGUGGCGCCCAGCAAGGCUCUCCCAGAGAGCGUGGGGCCGUGCGACCUGUACUCGGUCAGCUCUUGCGAGGGGCUGAGCGUGCUCUACGACCCCCCCGGGGUGGCGGAUAUGCCGGCGGGGGCAUACCCGGGUGAACCCAAGGAGGAUCCGGGAGCCUCACCGGGCGGAGGGACCCAGGGACGGGCCCUUGGUGCGGAAAACGCGCCGGCGCAGCUGGUCAGGGCGUCCGUGGGAGAAGCCGAGGUGGGGGACCGACCGGGCAGUAUCGCCUCGCUGAUUGCGGGCCAGGCCUGGUCCCCGGCGGCCAAACGGGCCCGUUCUUCUGGCUCCCGGACCCAGGAAGAGCCCAGUCAGACCCAGGAGAUGGAGGCUGAUGACCCCCAGCCGAAACCCAGGGCCCAGAGCUCCUUUGACAGCCCGGCCAAGAGCCUCUGGGGCGAAGAGUCAUUCAAGAGGUACAUCUCUCCCCCGAGUUGGCUGGCCCGCUUCGACAGCAUCGACGCCAGCUGCCGCCACAGCCCCGGCCCGGCCCCGCGGAAGCACCCGGGCGCCGCGUCCGGGGCGGAGGACGGGCCCUCGUGGGACGAGGAGUCCUCCGGGGACCUCGCCGCCCCCGACUUCGUGGUGGAGAAGAGCACCUCCGCCUUCCAGAAGGGCCCGCAGCGGAUGGGACGGGAGGUGAUCAAGGGAAGCGGCUACCUGGACGAGGAGCUGCCCCCCGAGGUGGCCGGCGGGCGGGGGUACGGAAGCCGUUCGAGGAUCAGAGAAGCGGCGGACGGAGGCAGGGCCGCCUCCUCGCUGAAGAAAAAGGCCACGAGGAGUCCGUCUCUGUCCGACCCCGAAGACCUGGAGGACUACUGGGUGGUGGGGGUGGAGGAGGAGGAGGAGACGGAAGAAGACGAGGACAAGGUGAAAGUGGAAUACCUCUUUCAAAAAGCCAGUCCCCGGGGCGUCCUGGCUCCCGGGAAAGGCGGCUUCUACAGGCAGGUGGGCCAGCGGGUGCUGUGGAAGCCGCCUCGGAGCGCCGCGUCGACCCGGCUCUUCGGCUGGCCCGCCAGGGACAGGCGAAAGCCCGAGAGCCAGUUGUACUCGAGCAGAGUGGUGAUGCACAAGCUGAAGGAGAAGGAGCAGUUGGACCUGGCCUUCCGUGACCACCUGAAGAGGCGUUCGGUGGCCGAGCUGGAGGGGGGCUCUAAAGAGGGGCCUGAACCGAAGAGGACGUCCCAGAAGCUUUGGGGGAGUCGGCUGCAGGAGAACUUACUGCUGGCGGCGGACGAGUUCUGGGUGAGAAGUGGGGCCAAGCCAAAGCUCUCCAGCCAGCAGCCUCUGUUUUCUCCCGUCGGAAUCAAGGAACAAGAACACCUGCUCCGACCCAUCCCUGCAGGUCUCAAAGACGGGCCAAAGAGAGCAGGAGUCUGCAAGCCCCCUCACAAGCGACGAGACAUCAGGCAGGAGGCAGAGGCCGCGGAGUUAUGGGACCUGCCCAGGCCCAACGACCCCAAAGGGUACGGGUUGAGGAGAUCCAGCUACGCCUACAGAAGAUGAGGAUGAUCCACGGCGAGGGAGGGAGGGAACCGAGGGAGCCCUUCUCCGGGGAUUCCUGGCCUGGGCCCUAGCUGAAAAGGAGGUUUGCCUUGUGCAAUGUCACAAAGUGUCGCAUUUGGUUUUCCACUGCCCAGGGCUCAGGAUGGGCUCUGGUU